Molecule: messenger RNA, 2606 nt
Organism: Oreochromis aureus
Lineage: Eukaryota; Metazoa; Chordata; Actinopteri; Cichliformes; Cichlidae
Gene: ebag9
Product: estrogen receptor binding site associated antigen 9
Exons: 7
Coding region: 326-985 (219 amino acids)
Cellular component (GO): secretory granule
Source: RefSeq, a predicted model, not a curated record
CUUCCUGUGUUUCUGCUCCUCCCAGUUCAAAGAUGGCAGCCAUGGGACAGAGACGAGAGACGACACAAAUUUAGGACUUUUGUCAUGAAACAAAACUGGGUUGCAGAGCUGUUACCUCCAUUGUUUUGAGAUAACAGUGAAUUAAACUGUCACCGCCAAUGUGUCGUCUUAGGAAUAGUUUAAAAGGGUUCAGAAAUAUGUUUUCCUGUGGGCUAAGCUAGCAAGCAAAGGUUAGCAAAUAAAUGAACUUGUCUCUUCUGCCACACAAGAAGGAAGCAGUUGCCUUUCAUACGGUCUAUUGGCAUCUUAUAAGCUCAGUUUCAUCAUGGCCAUCUCUCAGUUCCGUCUAUUUAAGAUCUGCACAUGCCUAGCCAGCUUUCUUUCUUUCUUUAAAAGGUUAAUAUGCAGGAGUGGAAGGGGCCGCAAGCUCAGUGGUGAUCAAAUAACUCUCCCAACAACAGUGGAUUUUUCAUCAUCUGUACCAAAACAGUUACUUUUGUCUGCACAGCCAGAGAUUGAGGAAUGGAGCUCUUGGGAUGAAGAGGCUCCUACAAGUAUUAAGAUUGAAGGUGGCAACGGCAAUGUCUCCCCCCCACCCAACGAUGUAGAUGAAGAGCCAGACUACUUCAAAGACAUGGCUCCCACCAUCAGGAAAACACAGAAGAUUGUGUUAAAGAAAAGGGAGCCUUUGAACUACCUGGUGCCUGAUGGCUCAGCAGGCUUCUCCAGCAGAUUGGCAGCCUCUCAGGAUAUGAUGACUUUCAUUCCCCCCUCAGCUGAACUGGGCGAAAUGGACACCUGGCAGGAGGACACAAAUGCCUGGGAGGAUGAGUCUGAUGCUGCCUGGGAGGCAGAGGAGGUGCUCAGACAACAGAAGAUGGCUGAGAGAGAGAAGCGCUUCAUGGAGCAGCAGAGGAAAAAGAUGGAGAAAGAAGCUCAGAGAAUGAUGAAGAAGGAGCAGAAAAUUGCCGUCAAGCUCUCAUAACAUUUUAAAGAGGCUCACUUUUGAGCAACAGGAAUUGGGGGUGGGGGAGGGGCAAAGACACUAGCUCAAUCAUUACUCUGUCUUUAAAGUCACCAAACCUACCAGGAUUCUUACUGUACACUACUCACAUGUUAGCAGAUUGUCCUCCUCCUUUUUUCCACCAGCGGCGUUUUAGUGUAUUUUCCAGCUGCAGCGGCGUAACACAUGGCAAUGUUGGGGGCAGCAGGUAUUCUCACUCUUCAUGUGGCAGGGUCAUUUUGGUCUUUAAGGGAGAUUUAAGGGAGAUUGUGUUUAUACCAUCCAGAUCAUUUUAGGUUAAAGGUCAGAAGCGGCUUUCUGAGAUUCUGAUUAAAUCUGUAGGAAAAUCUUCCAUUUUGGAUUUUCCAGGAACAUUUGUAAAUAAACUGGUACCUGUGCUACCUGUUGAAACUGACACAGGUAGUACAUUUCCCUUUCUUGAUCCUUUUUUUUUUUUUUUUUUUUCUAAUUUUUACAACCUCAAAGGGCAAGGACGUCUAAUUUAUUUUAUGCAUCACUGAGUAACAGUGACAUCCCUUGGUUUGCUUGAUUUUAUUUUUUUUAUAUUUAUGUCUUUGUCUGACAACUGAUCUGUUCAUUGUUUUUUUUUUUUUUAAUGAAUGAUGCUUUUAUAUUUCACAUUAUCUCCCUGUGCUGUAUGGCCCUUAUUUCGCUGGAAAUCUGCAUUAAAAUGAAGGCUGGAGAUUUUCAAAGUGCGUGUGGAUACAUGAUGGUAGACUAGAACGUAGCCAAUGCAGAUGUUAGUUGUGGGUUCCUAUGGUAAUCUCACUGCACCACAUCUGCCAUUCACUCAUCUUUGUCAGCCCUUAAUAUUGAAGGAGAAUUUCCAAUGAUUGAUGCUUUUUUUUUUUUUUUUUUUUUUCCCCCUUUUAUCUUGGGGGAGGAAAUCUUGCUCUGCUGUUAAAUAGUUGAUGAAUUGUGUGCAGAGACCCAGUACUUAAAAAACAUGGGUCAUCAUCACAGUGGACACUCAUACAGUAAUCUUGGCAAAUAAUGGGCUGAUGGAUAAACGUUUCCUAGCACAUCAUUUUAAGUAAGUGCUUCUGACUGAGUAUCUUGUUAUGCAUCAUUGUAAUGAAAUUCCCAGUCAGUGUUGUCAUGGAAACAUUGGCAAGUGCAGAUACAGCAUGUGUUCGUCCAUGACUUGUGAUAAAUGGUGCAAAGCAAGUCAAAGAAGACAUAUCUGGGUUAAUAUUAUCCAAUGAUUUACUGACAAAAUUUCCAUUAAAAUUUCAAUGAUAAAAUGAAUAUGAAAAUAAUUAGAGCAUGACUAGAUUCAAGAAUGAAAUUAAAAGCAGGUGUGGAUUUAUUUUCUUUGGAAAUGCCCUUUCCUCCUCAUUUUCACUGAGAAAGGCUGCAUGUCAUGUUUUUCCUUCUUAAAUUUUGCACGUCAUGAUUUCUUAUUUCAGAAAUUAAUCAUUAAAAUCCUGUUUUUGCACAUGCUUAAUGGUAAAAAUAGCAGUGGUUGAGCACAACAUAGGACUAAUAUGAAGUAAUGAGUCCAGAGUUGACAAAUUGUAUCCCUGCUGUAUUAGACCUACACAGGUUUUUAAUAAAUUUUGAUUCAUACCUUCAACUGAAG